GGGAGGGAAGAAAAUCCUCUUUUAGCGUUUGCAAAUUGGCUGUGUUUGGGCCCUCCUUCAAUGCUUAGCCCAGAUAUUUACGACUUUGUGUUAGCUUUAACUUCCUGCUUUCUCUAAGCCUAACUGUCAGCCAGAGGUGAAAGCUUAUGGUCUUCCCAUUUCUUUUUUGAGCACAUAACCUGCCCUGGGCAUAUACAUGGAUUUCUAAAUAACCAUUAUAGAGAGGGGAUUGUCAAAGCCCUUAUUUUCCAAAGUGACUCUCUUCCCAGGUUUUCCUCCAAGGCUGUCAGCAUCUUAGGGCUUGCCCCAAUCAUAAUCUUUUGCAGGGUGGCAGGGACUUGUUUGUUUUUAAAAUGUGUUUAAGGAAAAUCCUUUACCUAGUAACUUUUCUACUCUGAGAGAGAUCUAGGUAGGUAAAACAAAAGGAAGUGCUUUUGUCAGUCCUUCAGGGAACCCUCAGACAGGUCAGAACAGACAAAUACAACUUCCUGGUAAUAAGGUCCACUCUGCUCCCUCCAGAAUCAGAUACUCACACUGGAAAUAUGAUCUUCUGUCUUCUAUUCUGCUACCAUAUUAGGGAAGGAGUUGGGGAAGCCUAAGUUAAAAAUAUCACGAAGCUUUUCUAUUCCUGCCAUGUUGAGUUAUCUUGAUUUAACUUUUUACUUGGUUGCUCUAAACAUUUGACGAUUUUCUGGAGUUCUCACAAAGUUGAUUCUGAAAGUAUAUAGCAGUAUUAUCAUUGGCAACAUUGCGGAUUAUGAAAACUUGGAAGUUCAUUUUUAAAAAUAUGGCCUUUAAUUACGUCAAAAAGUCUAAGACCAGGAUGUUUUGGCUAAAUAUAAGAGAAAUUAUUACUUUAGAUUUUGAGAGACAUUUCAACUAUGUGUCCACAAAGAUCUUAGAUUCAUAAUACAUCUAAUCUGUAAGUAUACUUUUGUUAUGAUCUGGCCAUUUUUUGAAUACUGACUCUCCAGUUUUGUAUACUGCCUCUCAUAAUUGUCAAGGCUUUGGGUUAAGUAUGAGGAGAUGCUGCAAUCAGAACCAAACUUUAUGCAUUAGUAAUAUCUUCUUCUGUUUUAUUAUAAUGUAUUUUGUUCAAAAAUGCUGUCUUUCUCAUAGGGCGUACACAAACUUGACUACUACUGAAUGGUCAGCUCCAAUUGUGUGGCAUGGCACUUACAAUGAGUCAGUUUUGGAAAAUUAUUACGCAAAUCAUAAAAUUACUGUGGGGUUGACUGUGUUUGCUGUGGGAAGAUACCUUGAGUUCUAUUUGCCAGGCUUUUUGUUAUCUGCUGAUAAGUUUUUUAUGGUUGGCCAGAAAGUAAUAAUUUAUGUCAUGGUAGAUAACUUCUCCAAGAUGCCUUGGAUACAUCUGGGUCCCCUCCGUACAUUCAAAGUUUUUGAAAUUAAACGAGAGAAGAGAUGGCAAGAUAUCAGUAUGAUGCGCAUGAAAACCAUCAGUGAACUCAUUGUCAACCACAUCCAAUACGAAGUUGACUUCCUGUUCUGCAUGGACGUGGACCAAACCUUCAGAAAAAAAUAUGGAUUGGAGACUCUGGGAGAGUCAGUAGCUCAGUUACAUACUUAUUGGUAUCAGGUAAAUCCUAAUCUAGUACCUUAUGAAAGAAGUCAGUUAUCAGAAGCAUAUAUACCUAUGAACAAGGGAGAUUUUUAUUACCAUGCUGCUGUUUUUGGUGGCACUCCCCUUCAGGUUCUUGAUAUUGCCAGGGAGUGCUCCAAAGGAAUCAUCAAUGAUAAGAAAAAUAACAUUGAAGCAGUGUGGCAUGAUGAAAGCCACCUAAACAAGUAUUUCUUUCUCCAUAAACCCACCAAAAUAUUAUCACCAGAAUAUUGCUGGGAUUUUAAUCAUGAAAGGAAUUCCGAUAUCAAAACUGUCAAACUCUCUUGGAAUCUUAAGUAUUAUAAAUUUCUUAGAGUGACAGCAUAAUUUUAUAGCCCUUCCUUUAUAUUUCUGAAUUUAAGGGCAUCAUUUUGUCUCAUUCUUUAGAAAAUUAUCUUAUUCCUUAGAAAAUUUGCACUCUACAAAAUUUAGCACUAAAAAAAUCACAAACAAAAUGGCAAGCCCACUACAGAGCAAACUUACACUUUCCCUUAUGUUCAUUUUGAAUCAUACAACAUGAGAUUUAAUAGUUGCAAAUAGGUUUACUGAAAUCAGAAGAAGAUAUGAAUGUUGAAAUAUUAUUUGUUGGAUCGUAUCAAACAAAAUUGAUUGUUACAAGAAAAUGAAAUGUGAAAUACUUUCAUUGAUCCAAGUAGAUAAAAAUUUUUCUAUUCCUUAAGGAAAUGAGUUAUCUAGAGGUGUGGGGAAAAGAAGAUCCCUACAACUAUAUUAAUAUGCCCUAUAUGUAAAACUUUGAAAACAUUGAAGCUGUAACCAAACUUUGA
Molecule: messenger RNA, 2406 nt
Organism: Sapajus apella (tufted capuchin)
Lineage: Eukaryota; Metazoa; Chordata; Mammalia; Primates; Cebidae
Product: N-acetyllactosaminide alpha-1,3-galactosyltransferase-like
Exons: 2
Coding region: 1019-1948 (309 amino acids)
Biological process (GO): carbohydrate metabolic process
Cellular component (GO): membrane; vesicle; Golgi apparatus
Molecular function (GO): hexosyltransferase activity
Source: RefSeq, a predicted model, not a curated record